AUGUCUCCCGAGCACGGCCGCAUCCCGGAUCCGAAAGAGGUGAAGAACUGGAAAGUCCACAUCUACUGCCUGGCAGUGUGCUUCGGCGCCGUCGCCCUCGGCUACGAUGUCUCCGUCAUGGGCGGCACGCUGAUCCUUCCCUCCUUCGAGCGCGACUUCGGCCUCGCAAACCUCUCCGAAGACGAGCUGAACGACCUGACCUCAAACAUCCUGUCCGCCUUUCAAGCCGGCAUGUUCUUCGGCGCGCUCGGCUCGUACUGGUUCGCGGAGCGCUUCGGGCGCAAGCGCUCGCUGUGCGGCUUCAUCUGCGUCUUCAUGGUCGGCGCGGCCUUUAUGACCGGGUCGAGCGGGCGGCUGGCGCUGCUGAUCACCGGGCGGGCUGUUGCUGGUGUUGGGAUCGGGGCGACGGCGCCGGUGAUUCCUAUAUACAUCGCGGAGGUGGCGCCGCCGUCGAUUCGCGGCAGGCUGAUUGGGUUCUACGAGAUCGGGUCGCAGGGCGCGCAGAUGUUGGGGUUUUGGGUCAAUUAUGUUGUUAAUCGGACGAUGAGUCCGGAGGGCAUGUCCCAAUGGCAACUCCCCAUCGGCCUGCAAAUGCUCCCGGGCUUCCUGAUGCUCGUCGUCACGCCCUUCUGCCCGGAGACGCCGCGGUGGCUGUGCAAGAAAGACCGCCUGGAAGAGGCAGAGCGCACGCUGUGCGCUAUCCGCGGCUUGCCGGCCGACGACCCGUACGUGGUGCACGAGAUGCGCGAGAUGGCGGCCGAAGUGGCGUUCGAGUCGGCCAUGGCGGGGCAGAAUCCGACGCUGAAGUCGCAGCUGAAGCAGCUGAUCAAGAAGGGGAUAAGGAAUAGGGUUGCGAUUGGGUUGUGUUUGAUGAUGUGCCAGAACAUGACGGGCGUGAACAUAAUCACGUACUACUCCCCGCGUAUCUUCGCGACCCUCGGCAUUCAGAGCACCGACCUCAAGCUCUUCGCGACGGGCUUCUACGGCGUCGCCAAGACGGUCGGCAUGAUCAUCUUUUCCUUCUGGGUCGCCGACCACCUGGGGCGGAGGAAGGGUCUCAUCUACGGCGCCUUCAUCGGCGCGGUGCCAAUGUUCUACAUCGGCGGCUACGUCAUGAAAGCGGACCCGGUCAACAACGACGGCAGCGUCACGUCAUCGGGCUGGGGCUACCUCGCCAUGGUCUGCGUGUACCUGUACGGCGUCAUCUACUGCGCGUCGUGGCAGGGCAUCACCUGGCUGUACGCGAGCGAGAUCUAUCCGCUGCACAUCCGCUCGCUCUGCAUGGCCAUCACCAUCGCCGACGAGCGACUCUGGUCGUACGUCGUCAGCCGGUCGACGCCGUACAUGAUCAGCGACCUCGGGUACGGGACGUACUUCUUCUUCGGGUCGCUGAUGGUGCUGAUGGGCUUCUGGGCCAUGUGGUGCAUUCGGGAGACAAAGGGCAUGCCGAUCGAGGAGAUGGAUCAGCUGUUCGGCGCGCCGCACGCACAGGAGCUGGAUGAGGAGAAGCAGAAGGAUGUGGAGUUUCGCGUGGAGAAUCUUGAGGAUGUGAAGGGGGUGAGGCGGUGA
This is a messenger RNA of Lasiodiplodia theobromae, 1569 nucleotides long. Its product is annotated as Quinate permease. Gene Ontology annotation, cellular component: membrane. The record is from RefSeq and is a predicted model, not a curated record. Gene Ontology annotation, molecular function: carbohydrate:proton symporter activity. The transcript has 9 exons. Lineage: Eukaryota; Fungi; Ascomycota; Dothideomycetes; Botryosphaeriales; Botryosphaeriaceae. Bases 1 to 1569 code for a protein of 522 amino acids. Gene Ontology annotation, biological process: transmembrane transport; carbohydrate transport.